UUGAGUCCUGUCAAUUCAUAUUUCUCAGUCUGUGUUGUUUGCUUAAUCGUCUUGAGGCGAAAAGUUCUCGGAAAUGGACUCACAGCAUCAGCUGACACAGUUGGCUGGCUCUAAAAAUGUCAGCAUCGGGGAGAUGACAAUGACCUUGCGUCAUGGACAGGCGCUCCAGGCGCCCCCGGAUCCCAACACUGUGGCGUCUGAGCCACAAGUGGAAGCAGAGACGCGGAAUGCGCCGAGUGUUAAGAAACGCAAGUUCGGACGAAUGUUUCUUCCCCUGAAGCGGAGAGGAUUGUGGCGCAAGCACCGAGCUCCCCAAGGCCUUAAGUCGAAGACAGCGCGCAUUCUGUAUACCACCGAUGAGCAGGUGCGCGCCGCUCUCCUGGAGUUUCUGGUGUUUAUCGUCUUUCUGGCCCUCACAUCGCUGAUCACUCUCACCGUGCGGAGCCCGUACAUGUUCUACUUCAACGACACGACAAAGAAACUGUUCGUCACUCGCUGUCUGGUCGUGGCGCCAUCGGUUACCAACUGCUUUGAGAAAAUUCUCACUGUGUCGGAUUGGUGGGACUACUUAAUAUAUAACUUUUUAAUAACACUGCACGGAGAUAUGACCGAAGACGAGGAGGACGGUAAAACGGCCAAUUCCGUAAGUGAGUCCGAUCCAAUCGAAAAUCUUCGAGCACGCCGAUUUAUGCACGAGAAUCUGCUACUCGGCCCGCCGCGCCUCCGCCAGGUUCGUGUUCAAAAGGAGAGCUGCUAUAUGAGCUGGUACUUUGACACCUGUUACGAAGACUAUUCUUGGGCGGCCGAGGAGAGAGCCGGGUCACAUAAGGGCUCCCCGUACAGGACGAUGGGCGAGGCCGAGGCAACACCGUUCUGGACUCUGCUCGCUUACUACAGCUCUGGCGGCUACACUGUGGACCUCACCUACAACAAGGAGAAUAACCUGCAGAAGAUAAAUGAACUCAAGACCAGCAAUUGGCUGGACCGCAGCUCGAGGCUGUGUCUGGUGGAGUUCAAUCUCUUCAACGAGAACACGGACAUCUUUCAGAGCGUUAAGCUAAUCGCUGAAAUUCCCGCCUCGGGGGUGGUCAUACCCCAGGCGCGUUUGCAAACAGUCAAAAAGUAUUCGUUCUUCACCGAUCCCGAUCCGAAAAUGACUGUGUUCUAUAUUGUUUGGUAUUUAAUGAUCAUUUACUACACCAUCAUAGAGAUCAAUGAGCUGCGCCUGGCGGGAUUCAAGGCGCACUUCAAAUCCUUUCUAAAUAUUCUCGAGUGUUGUCUAUUGCCGAUUUGCUAUUUGGCAUUGCUAUACAACGUGUGGCACACCUUCGAGGUGAAAUCGCUCAUAGUCAGGGCGCAGAAGGAAGAUGUCUACCAGAGCAUCGACGUUCUCUGCUUCUCGAACAUAUUUUAUGUGAACAUGAUGGCUGUUCUGGCCUUUCUCGUGUGGAUCAAACUAUUCAAGUUCAUUAGCUUGAACAAGACACUGGUUGAGUGGACAACGACACUGGCAAGGUGCUCCAAGGAUUUGGCUGGCUUCACCCUGAUGUUUGGCAUUGUUUUUGUGAUCUAUGCCAGACUGGGACUUCUGCUCUUUGGCAGCAACCAUCCAGACUUCUACAGCAUAAUCAUUUCAAUGUUGACUAUGAUACGGAUGAUCUUGGGCGACUUCCGGUACAAUCUAAUCCAGGAGUCCGAUCGAGUGAUAGGGCCCAUCUACUUCAUCACUUACAUACUGCUUGUGUUUUUCAUAUUGCUGAACAUAUUCCUGGCCAUCAUCAUGGAGACCUACACCGCGGUGAAAAGGGGCUCUGCCAUACAGGGCACUCAGUUGGCCUCCUUUGUGUAUAGGAAGUUAACGGGCGCCGUCUACUCGAUUUACUGUCGUAUCUUCAAGAGUCGGAUCAAAAUGGUUCACGCCCAGCUUGUUCGGGCCAAGCCUUUUCGUACAACAAAAUCACGCCCUUCGCCAUUUGGCAAGAAGGCUGAUCUGGAUGUCACCACGUCAGAAUUUGAGGGUCCUGUGCGAAGGAAGAACUUGACCCCAGCGGAGACAGUUUACUUUCAGUCUAUACCAAAAGACGGCAACAAGAAAUCGUUUCGGGUGAACCAACGCAUAACACUGCUUGAAGAAGUUCUGGGGAAGCUGGUCUCCAAAAUGGAUAACAUAACGAAAAGCCUAGACAGAGUCUACGGUGAAAGUGACCUAUAAUAAAUACUCCUA
Messenger RNA from Drosophila obscura, 2224 nucleotides. RefSeq names its product polycystic kidney disease 2-like 2 protein. Gene Ontology annotation, cellular component: membrane. The record is from RefSeq and is a predicted model, not a curated record. NCBI's taxonomy places the organism in Eukaryota, Metazoa, Arthropoda, Insecta, Diptera, Drosophilidae. Bases 74 to 2212 code for a protein of 712 amino acids. The transcript has a single exon. Gene Ontology annotation, biological process: detection of mechanical stimulus. Gene Ontology annotation, molecular function: calcium ion binding; calcium channel activity.